AAACCCUCCCUCUUUUGCUUCCGCGCCGCCCUCGCCUCCCUCUCUCUCUAGCUUCAAGCCUCCCUCUCUGCUCUCUCUCCUCAGAUCUCACAGAACACACAGAACCAAGAAUUCUAGAGAGAGAGGUGCAGAGAGAAGAGAAGAUCACAAGCUCGGAACUUCAUACAUGGCCCAGCAAUCCAACGGCGGCAGCGAUCUGGGCACUCCGCAGCACCAGCAGCAACAACAGCAGCACCACCAGCAGCAAUGGAUGCACCAGCAGCAAUGGAUGGCCAUGCAGUACCCGGCGGCGGCGAUGGCGAUGAUGCAGCAGCAGAUGAUGGUGUACCCGCAGCAUUACAUGCCUUACGGGGCGGCUCCUCAUCAUCCUCACCCCAAUCCGUACCAGCAGCAGCCUCAGGCUGUGGCGUAUCAGCAGCAACAGCAGCCGCCGAAGCAGCUGCAGCAGCAGCAGUCGCCGUCACAAAAACAGGGGCCCAACGACGAGGUCAGGACCAUCUGGGUUGGCGACCUUCAUCAUUGGAUGGACGAGACUUACCUUCACGGAUGCUUUGCGCACACUGGACAGGUUUCCUCAAUUAAGGUAAUACGCAAUAAGCAAACUGGUCAGUCAGAGGGAUAUGGAUUCGUUGAGUUCUAUUCACGGGAAGCAGCUGAGGAAGUUUUGCAGAACUAUAACGGAACUGCAAUGCCAAAUACAGAGCAGCCUUUUCGUUUAAACUGGGCAACCUUCAGUGCUGGUGAUAGACGAGCAGACACUAGUGCUGAUCUAUCUAUCUUUGUAGGAGAUUUGGCUACAGAUGUCACUGACACUAUGUUGCAGGAGACUUUUUCUAGUAGAUAUUCAUCUGUUAAGGGAGCGAAAGUUGUUCUAGAUGCAAAUACUGGACGUUCAAAAGGUUAUGGUUUUGUUAGGUUUGGUGAUGAAAAUGAGAGGUCAAGGGCUAUUGCCGAAAUGAAUGGUGCGUAUUGUUCGAGCAGGGCCAUGCGCAUCGGUGUUGCAACACCCAAAAAAGCACCUGCAUAUCAACAACAGUAUUCUUCACAAGCAUUGGUAUUGGCUGGUGGUGGACAUGCAUCAAAUGGUGCCGUCGCCCAAGGUUCCCAGUUUGACAGUGAGCCUAAUAACACAACUAUAUUUGUUGGAGGGCUUGAUUCUGAGGUCAAUGAUGAAGACCUCCGGCUGCCUUUUUCUCAUUUUGGUGAAGUUGUCUCUGUGAAAAUACCAGUUGGAAAAGCGUGUGGUUUUGUUCAGUUUGCUAAUAGGAAGGAUGCUGAGAACGCAAUACAGAUGCUGAAUGGAACGGUUAUUGGCAAGCAAACAGUUCGACUUUCUUGGGGUCGCAGUCAGGGGAACAAGCAGUGGAGGUCGGAUUCAAGUAACCAGUGGAAUGGAGCACACUAUGGAGGACAGGGUUAUGGCGGGUAUGGACAUGCUGUGCCACAGGGUGAGGACCUGAGCAUGCACACCGCAGCUGCGGUUAACGGGGCUUCUUAACAGGGCUGUCGCAGUUGCCAACAGCGUGUAAACUGAACUUACAAAAGUGGCAUUUUAGAUAUAGUUUAUCAGUGCCUUUAAUUGAAGUAGGGUUGAUUUAGCAGCCCGUUUAGCUAAAUAUGUAAUGUGAGGAAUUUUUGAUACCGGAUUUAGCAGCCCAUGUGUGAGAUGAAUACUUGUGUCUAUGCCUGACAAUCUUCGAAUCAACAGGAAUUCUUUUGACCCGGAAAAUACGUUUAUACCGAUGUGAUAUGGUAUUUAGUGUCU
Malus domestica (apple) is the source of this 1765-nucleotide messenger RNA. RefSeq names its product polyadenylate-binding protein RBP47. Gene Ontology annotation, molecular function: mRNA binding. The record is from RefSeq and is a predicted model, not a curated record. Lineage: Eukaryota; Viridiplantae; Streptophyta; Magnoliopsida; Rosales; Rosaceae. Gene Ontology annotation, cellular component: cytosol.